Messenger RNA from Triplophysa dalaica, 1034 nucleotides. It is a transcript of the gene gins3, whose product is annotated as GINS complex subunit 3. The transcript is spliced from 3 exons. Bases 212 to 847 code for a protein of 211 amino acids. Gene Ontology annotation, biological process: mitotic DNA replication initiation. The record is from RefSeq and is a predicted model, not a curated record. Gene Ontology annotation, cellular component: GINS complex. NCBI's taxonomy places the organism in Eukaryota, Metazoa, Chordata, Actinopteri, Cypriniformes, Nemacheilidae.
AGCACUAUCUGUUCUGUCUCAUAGAAGACGUGUAUUUUCUUUAAACAGAAGACACUACAAUGUAGAUUUGAGAACGCGGCAUCCACAGUACGUCAUCCGUUAUCGACUGAUCACGCCUGCUCGUGCUCGAUUGCUUCUCAUUUGAAGUUACGCGCCAAAGCCUGUCGCUUUGACAAUAAGCUUAUUUGUUUUGACAAGUUCACUUUGCCUGAUGGAUACGCAGUCGUACAUGCCUGUACCUCCGGGUAUCGGAAUGGAGGAGAACUAUUUUUCUCUGGAUGAUAUUUUGUUGUCUCACGAGAGACUUCCGUGCAAGACAGAGUGCGCGUUUCCGCGGCUCGGGUUCCUCGAGAAGUCCAGCGAUACUCGGGACAUACCGGAGGGCAGUAAGAUGGAGAUGUCCCUGUGGUUGGCCAAAGGUCUAUAUGAGAAGAAGAGAAGAGUACUUUCUGUAGAGAUGCCCAAGGUCUAUCGUGAGGGCUGGAGGACCGUGUUUGGUGCAGAUCCCACAGUGGUGGAUCUUCACAAAAUGGGGCCCUAUUACUACGGCUUGGGUUCCCAGAUGUUGCAUUUCGACAGUCCUGAAAACCCAGAAAUUGCCCAAAUCGUUCUCCAGACUUUUAUUGGCCGUUUCCGCCGGACCAUGGACUCGUCCCAGAAUGCCUACAAUGAAGACACGUCGGCGCUGGUGGAGCGUUUGGACUGCUUGGAGAGGAGCUUGUUUAAGGCAGGACAGAGUGGACUCAAUGGUUUCCAGCAGUGGGAAAAAGGCCGGUCCUCUCACCUAACUGCCUCUAGUUUAGUUAUCAACUACAGAAAGAGAAAAAUCACAGAUCUGCAGGCCUAAGAAAUGGUCUUAGGCAGCAGAUCCAUAUGAAGGACUAGGACUAAGAGUGGUUUGCGGUUGGUAUUUGGAGCUUCUUGUAAGUAUGUGGGAAAUGAACGUUUUAAUUUUUACUGUAAUGUAAAUUGCUUUGUGAACACAAUUUAAAUUUGUUAUCAAUAAAUCAGAUUAUUCUGUUGUUUUCUUUCUA